Molecule: messenger RNA, 681 nt
Organism: Penaeus vannamei (Pacific white shrimp)
Lineage: Eukaryota; Metazoa; Arthropoda; Malacostraca; Decapoda; Penaeidae
Source: RefSeq, a predicted model, not a curated record
AUGGAAGAGGUGGUGGGAAGGCUACUUAUCAUACAAAAGAACAAUCCAUCUACAAAUAAAAUUCCCUCCCAGAUUUUAAAGAAAAUUAUGAAUGUGUUCUUAGUCUUUUUAUUGGAUGGAACGUAUCACCAAGCCUGGCUAGAGGACAUGGCUGUGCGAUUGGUCUGUGUUUUAGCUCUAGACCGCUUUGGUGAUUUUGUCUCGGAUCAAGUUGUGGCGCCUGUGAGGGAGACAUGUGCACAAGCUCUGGGUGGAAUCUUGCACUUACUCUCAGAGGGGGGUGUCUUUGGUGUUCUUAGCUUACUGGAAACAAUGUUGUCAUGGAAGGAAUGGGAGGCUCGCCAUGGGGGUUUGCUUGGCCUCAAGUACCUCUUGGCUGUUCGAGAUGACCUCAGGUCGCAGCUACUCACUCAUGCAUAUCCACAUAUAUAUAAAGGCUUAGUGGAUGAGAUGGAUGACGUAGUGGCUGUGGCUGCAUCUUGUCUGGUUCCUGUGUCUGACAGUGUUGUCUUGCUGCUGGACCGAGAAGUAGUUACAAAGCUGGUGGCUACAUUGUGGGAUUCACUUCUUGACAUAGAUGAUUUGACUUCCUCGACCAACUCCAUAUUACUGCUUUUAUCAAAACUUCUUUCCCAUUUAAGUAGUGAUGCCAGGUGUGUAAAGAGGUGCAAGGAGACAUAA